Periophthalmus magnuspinnatus is the source of this 6641-nucleotide messenger RNA. It is a transcript of the gene aard, whose product is annotated as ankyrin repeat domain-containing protein 26. The transcript is spliced from 44 exons. NCBI's taxonomy places the organism in Eukaryota, Metazoa, Chordata, Actinopteri, Gobiiformes, Gobiidae. The record is from RefSeq and is a predicted model, not a curated record. The coding region runs from base 130 to 6210 and encodes 2026 amino acids. Gene Ontology annotation, molecular function: protein binding.
CAUGCACUUGUGAGGGAUUUACAGUGCUUAGCUUUAGCUAUGUGAAUGUGUAUGACGUGAACUGGACAAUCAACAGGUAAAGAUCUGAAUGGCAGGUAGUGACAAGGCGAUGUUGUGCUGUCGAGUACAAUGAAGAAAAUAUUCAACUUUGCCAAGAAAAAGAAGUCAUCAACAGGGACUCCCGACAAUGGCAGCGUGCUCUCUGUCGGAUACGAACUGAGAGACAAGGAUUUGGGGAAGGUGCACAAGGCAGCAUCUGUGGGAGAUUUGGCCAAAUUAAAACAACUAGCCACCAAACAAAAGAAUGACAUCAAUCAGCUGGAUAAAGAAAACAGAACUGCGCUUCAUAUCGCCUGUGCUGCUGGACAUGUUGAAGUGGUGCAGUUCCUUGUUGAGAGUAAAGCUAAGCUUAAUCUAUGUGACAAUCAAAUUCGAUCCGCUUUAAUGAAGGCGGUGCAGGGGCAGCAUGAGAGCUGUGUUAACAUCCUUCUGGAGAAUCAUGCCGACCCAAACCUGGUGGACAUCAACGGUAACACAGCGCUGCAUCUGGCUGCUAGCAUCCCCUCUGUGUCCACGGCAGUGCUGCUCCUGGAGCAUGAGGCCAACAUAAAUGCCCCAAACAAGGAGGGCCUCACACCUUUGAGUGUAGCAGUCCGUGAAGAUCAUAUUGAGAUGGCCGAGUUUCUUUUAAAAGAAGGCGCAGAUGUCAACGCUGCUGAUGGCAAUAAAAGGUCACCAUUGAUGAUGGCUGCUGGAAAUGGCCAGUAUGACAUGCUUCAGCUGCUUUUACGUUGUGAUGCAGAAAUCGCACAAAGGGAUGAUAGAGGAUGGUCCGCUGAUGACUACGCUAUAAAUAAUGGACACCAUGCUUGUUCUCAUCUUAUCGAUAAUCACACUACACAGAAAAGUGAUGGGACGUCUUUAUUACAUCAAGACCAUGGCAAAUGUAAGAAAAAAACAUCUGCUGCCUCCCAGCGUGCUGAGGCGGGCUUCCCUCUGGGCGGACCAGCCAUCGACAAAGACGAGCAUGGAGCAAAUCAAGCAGGGGGAGAUUUUGAGGACAUCUCCCAAUCAGAGUCUGUAAGUCGCAUCUCAAAAAGUGGUGCUGAUGAUUGGCCCUCUUCAGAUAAUGACGACGAAUCUCCCAUGAUUCAAAAGAAACCCAAGAAGUUCAACCUAAGGCAAAUGUUUGCAUCUAAAGCAGGAGGAGCCUCUGCGCAGCUUGACACAUCUCUGAGUGGUGUAGAAUCUGAACCAGAGCCUGAGGUAGUUCCCCAGAUCGCUGCACCUCCCCCCAAGGCCUUACCCUCCACCAGCGCCCCAUCCAACCCAGUAGACCCUCACCCCGAGACGCUCCCUUUCAAACCCCCACGGAUGAGCUCCACCCCUCUCUCCAGCUAUAACAGGAAAGAAAUCUCAACGGACGAUGACAGUCAAAACGAGGACUUAGAGGACCAGGAGGACCAAGAUGAAGAGGAGGAGUCUGAGGAAGAGGAGCCAGAGGAGAGUGACCACUCCCACGACGCAGCCUCCACUAUCCCAGAGACCGACACCUCCAAAGACAAGAAGAGAGAUUUCAUGUCUGAGUUGGGUCUUAAAAAAGAUGAACCUGUGCAGGAUUCUUGGGACUCUGAGUCUGACUUGGAUGAUAUCAAUUUACUUAAUGAAAAGAAAGAAAAUAAAACUGUAAAUCAAGAGGAAGUGCCCACAGUCAAAGAGGACAAGGAAGAAAACUUCUUUUAUAUCCCUUCGUUUUUAAGAAGAGAGGGGAGCGGGAGGAUGGCUUUGCUAGACUCUCGGAGGAGUGUAGACAAGCCUAGAGGCAGCCAGGGAGAGGUUAACAGCAGUGAAGUAACUCAUGAUCAAGACCAAGAUGCUCAAAGUGAAAGUUUACAGAAAGAGACCGAAAAGGCAAAAUGGGAACCACUUCUGAACAAACUCGAAGGCGCUUCAGACCAAAAGACAGACUUAAUGGAAGAACUGGGAUUAGGAGAUGCAGAUGAUCUUGCAGAUGCCUCAGACUGGGACUCGGCUAGCACCACCAGUAAACAGACUCUUCCCGGGGGGCGCAGGAUGCCUUCUCCUGGGAUCGAGGAGUUCCCAGAAUCCCCUGAACCUCCAAAGACAGUGGAGGUCUCUAAAGCUGCUCUAGUCACUCCUCAGAGAAGCUUCAACUCCAAAUCAGCAAGUACUGCCUCUGCAUCGGCUCCCAACCCACAGCCACGAGCCAGGAAGAUGACCCCUCGCAAAUCUGAGAGCCAAGAAGAAUCAGACUGGGACUCUGAUCGGCAAAGUGAAAAUCACAUGAUGGAGGCAGUUUAUCAGCAGGCUUUAGAUCAACCAGACUCCCCAGAGCCAAAGGCAGCAAUGACAACUGAGUGUCCUGAAGAGACUGAUGAGGUGGAGCCUGUGGCACGCAAAAACAUCACCACAGAGACAGUGGAGGAGCAGCAUCUGUCCACAUUACAAGAACAAAGUGGAAAUCCAACUGAAAAUGUGGGAUCUGGGAAACUUGAACCUGGAAGAGGAUUCAGGGAAGAGUUGACAAUACAGACACCUCCACAAGAACAGAAGCCAGUGGCCAGUAAACGCACCAACGGAGCCCCAGCCCUCUCUUCCCUGCAGCAGAUGCAACGCGGCAGCAGACAGGACCUUCAGGCCGCUCAGGAGCCCAGACCACAGGGUCUUAGACAUGUUAAUGGAAACCCUCUCUCUGUGUUUGACGAUAGCUCUUUAAGUGAUGUGUCCGAGGAUGAAGGAAGAAUGCCAAAACAAGUUAAGAAAACUGAGCAUUCUGAGGAGGUGGAGAUGGCAGAGGACUUUGAUGAUCUGACUCAGUCCUCAGACACGGCCACAGACGACCUGGACUCUCCAUCUGCGGGUUACAGACACGCCGCUCUGCUGGUGGACAAACUGGACGCCACCUCUCUGGACUCCAGAAACAUGGUGAAGCUGCAGAAUAUUUUCCAUGAGUACGAGCACACCAUUCAGAAGCUAAAGAGCCGCCACAGUUAUCUAUCUGACAAAGUGAACCAGCUGGAGAUGGAGAGAGUGGACAUGAAAAACUCCCUGGAGGAAAUCAAAGAAGUCAAGUCCACCCUGGAGCGCAACCAGCUCGAGCUACAGACCGAAGUCACUAAUCUCAAAUUUCAACUGAAGCAAGAGCAGGAGAACCGCCGUAAUGCCACAAUGAUGUACAAUACCACCAAAGACAAGCUGAAGAGGACAGAGGAGCAUCAACAACUGGAGGUCCAAGAAAAACAAAAGGUGGAACUCACUCUGAGAAACUUGGAGCUGGAAAUGAGGACUCUGGUCAACAACAUGAAGCAGCUUGAGGAGGACCACAGUGAGACUCAAAGGCUGCUGGCCCAAGAGCGCAGUGCACGGGCUCUUCAGGAAAACCUCCUCAAUGGACAUCUGCGCAAACAACAGGAGAUUGAGGCAGAGAACAAAAGAAAUAUCAGCAAAAGCAACGAGGCUUUGUCUCAGCUCACAGAGGCCAGUGACCGGGAGAGAGAGCUCCUACAGCAGACAUCUUCUCUCCAGGAGCAGAUCACCAUCUUGAGAGCCGACCUGGAGCGCUCCCAGGCCAAAAGCAGCCUCAAGGAGGGCCAUCUUGUGGAGGAGAACGAGACGCUAAAAGAGCAGCUGGAAGACGCCCGCAGAGAAGUCAAAGCCAACAGUGAAGCCCUCACCCAAACUGUGUUCAACUGUAAUAACCAGCUCACAACACUGAAGUCUGAACUGGCCAUCACAACAAACCGCUUUGAAAAUGAGAAACAGGCUCGAGAAACAUUGGAGAAGGAGGUUGAAUCAACUCGUACUCGUCUGACCGGAGCCGUGCAGGAGGCCGAGCGGUGCAUGGCCGCGAACGCAGACACUGAAAAGGCUCUGCUCAGAGAGAAGGAGGAGAGCCAGAGACUGAAGGACAGACUCACAGCGGAGGGUUCCAGUCACCGUGAGGCUGUCAGCACGCUGACUCAGAAGCUGUCCAAAGCAGAGACUCAGGCCAACAGCCUGGAGAACGAGGUGCACAGAGUCUCACUGCAGCUCACAGAGAAGGGGCUACUGCUGGACGUCCUGCAGAAGGAGAAGGACGCUCUGGUUGCACAGGUCAAAGAUCUGGACAAAGCUCUUCAGGCUCAGAAGGAAUUAUCCACAAAAACGGGAGCACGCCAUGAGGCCACACAGGAACGCUUGGCCCAAGCUCAGAGUGAAGGCAUGUUGCUACGGCAACAGCUGGAGGAGGCCAAUAACAAAGGAAGCGCCAAAGAGAAGGCCGUGACUGACGCACAGGAGCGCUUCAGUGACAUGCUGACCAAGCUGCGCGCUGACUGUGAGGAGAGGGUCCAACUGGUGGAGGAGAGGAACAAGGAGUUGGCCAGUAAGGCUGCAGACCUCCGAGACCAGGUCUACAAGCUAGAGGAGGAGAAGAAUGACAGAGAGACAAAUCUGAGGCAGCUGCAGCAGGAGCUUGCCGAUUCUCUGAAGAAACUGUCGAUGAGCGAAGCCUCUCUGGAAGUGAACACUCGUCACCGCAGCGACCUAGAGGAAGACAAGGCCCGGAUUCUCAGGGACUCCGAUAGACUCAAAGAAAAGCUGGCAGAGAGUGAGGACCAUUACAUGCAGGCUGAAAAGCGCUACAACUCUCUGAAGAGCAACUUUGAUGACAAGGAGAAAGAACUCGCCAUAACAGCUCAGAGACUCCAGGAGGCGCUAUCUGCUUCAUCUGCUUCUGCUGCCACCAUCAAGCAACUAGAGGAGGCUGUUCAGAGGUUGGAGAUUGAAAAUGCGAGGCUGGAAGCAGCUGCAAAACAACAGUCAAAUAAAAUCGAAGCUCUACAAAAAGGGGCCCAGGAGGCGGCCAUGCUGUCUGACUGGUCUCCUGAGGAAGGGGUCAGGGGUCAUUUGGAGGAGUUGGUUACAAACCUCCAAAGUAGUAAGAUGUCUUUGGAAGACCAACUCAGUAGAGAGGUGCAGAGGCAGAGCGUGUUGUCGCACACAGCCCAGGACUCCCAGGCCUUAUGGGAGCAUGAAGUGAAGAGUCGCUCCAAGUUAGGCAUUCGUUUGUCAGAGCUUGAAAAGGAAAAAGGGGAGCUCACCUCACAGAUUGAAAUAGAGAAGAAAAAAGUUAAGAAAAUUACAGAGCAGAAAAAAUCAGCAGACACUCGUCUCGACCAAGAGAUCAACAGGAACUCUGAGCUGCAGAAAGAAAUGUACAGACUACGUACAUUAUUGAAAACGGCCAAGAAGAAACUGCGUGAUCAGGAAAUGGGAGCAGAGUUUAAUUCUCCCAUGAACAGUCUGAGGAUGGAGAUGGGCCGACUCAACCAGGACCCCCGGAAGGCAGACGAUCUCCAGGUGCAGCUGGACAGGGAGACUCUGCGGCGCAGUCAGCUUGAGAAGGACAACAGCGACCUGCGGGAGGAGCUAGCAAGCCUGAAACGCUCGGGACAAAACAGGCAGAAGACUGAGGAGGAGCUGCAGGAGCUGAGGCAACAGAUAGAGGGCGCUCAAAGGGAGCAGAAUCAGGCUGAGGAGAGGGCCAGGCAUGAACUGCAGCACAAACUGGAGCAGGUCAACCUCUUCCUACAGACCCAGGCGGCUUCUCAGGAAGCACUGGACCAGAUCAAAGCUGCCAAUCAGGCGUCAGUGCAGUCUCAGCUGGAGCAGAGGAUCCGGGAGCUGGAAGCAGAGAUGUCCCGGGCACGCUCCACUCAGCAGGACAGCCUCAGCCAAAGAGAGACCUCCCGUGCAGAACUGGAGAGGUACAGAGGCAUGUAUUCAGAGGAGCAGCGGCUGCGCAAGUCUCUGGCUGCCAAACUAGAAAGGGCCAACACACGACUGUCAGAAGCCAAUUCAAAGUUGCUGAGUGAACGCAGCAAAUCCCUGAUUGCCGGUUCUUUAGUUAACAGCUCUGCUCUCGGGGGCUCUCUGGGCUCGUCUCCUGGGACCCUGGGACUGGACCGGAGUCUGGGUCUGUCUCUGCUCAGCCCUGUCAGCCCGGGACACAGCAGAGGGGUGGAGGACUAUCUCGCUAAGAUGCGAAAUGAGUUGGACAGAAACAUAUCAAAGGAGCUGAGAAGUGCCACUGCAGAGCUGGACUUGGCCUCUGCACGUCUCUCUCCGGUGGGAUCGGCCACUCUGGACCCCGUGAGCCGAGCCACGCAGGACUAUCUGACGGUACUCAAGAAGAACUACCACAUCUGAACCCAAAGGUCACAGCUCAACGGACACAGAUCACAGACACCUGCUUCAGAAAGUUAAUCUUUAUAUUAGAAAAAUAAAGUUCUAACAAAAGCACUAAAGGCAGAUAUUUUUAAAGCUAUUUUAGCUGCAGCUUACAGAGGCUUCUACUAUAUUUUUGCUAUUUCAGCUUGUCUCAUACUGUAUCACUGUUGCCUCUAUCAUAUGUACCUAAAUAUGAGUUAUAUAUUGGAAAUUAUAUGAACUAAAAGGGCAGCCCAACUUGGAAAAAAAAACAACUCUUUAUUUUCAAAUUGGUUCUUGCUCGUUUAUCUUAAUAAUUAGAAUAGAAUAGAUCUUUAUUGUCAUUGCAACAUGCCACAUGUACAACGAAAAUUUAAAAGUGUCGAGCAGUUUAAGGUGCUAAGGAAACAAACCCCCCUCACACAUACAUC